CCUUUCCACCUCCACCUCGCUGAUGCCUCUGCAAAAAGCAGAGCCAAGGCGCCUCAGUUAGCAGCAUGUCUCGUCGGAAGCAAGCGAAGCCGCAGCAUCUCAAGUCGGACGAAGAGCUGCAAGCGGAGGUAGUUUCUGAGCACGCAGUUCCAGGAGAAGGAGCAGACGAUGGUGACAGCGGGAACGAAAGCCGGAGCGGAAGCGAGGAAACCAACGUUUGCGAAAAAUGCUGUGCGGAGUUCUUCAAGUGGACGGACUUUCUGGAGCACAAGAAGAGCUGCACUAAAAACCCGCUGGUGCUGAUCGUGAACGAAGAUGAAGCAGCUCCACCGCCUGCGGACGACUUCCCGGAGCCAUCGCCUGCCAGCUCGCCCAGUGACCAGGCAGAGAGCGAAGCUGCUGAGGAAAGCGCCCAGCCAGAAAACAGUGAAAGCUGUGAGGUAAAAAACACGGAAAAGGAAGAGGAGCCGAUGGAGGUAGAAACUUCUGCGGAGGAGAGUUUCCAGAAUCAAGGCACCUCAAACACAGCUACUCCUCUACCUCAGAUCCCCGAACCAUCUUCCAUGACAAGCUACACCAUGCCAAGCACUAAUGUCACACUAGAGACUCUGCUGAGCACAAAGGUGGCAGUUGCUCAGUUCUCGCAGAGCACGAGGACCGCCGCCUCGGCGAGCAUCGGUGGCGGCGUCACUGCCGUGGCCAUCCCCAUGAUCCUGGAGCAGCUCAUGGCGCUGCAGCAGCAGCAGAUUCACCAGCUGCAGCUGAUCGAGCAGAUCCGCAGUCAGGUGGCGAUGAUGAACCGUCAGCCGCUACGGCCCUCUCUGAAUCCGGUGAUCGCCACCCAGGGCGCUCACGUGCAAGCGGCCAGCCAGCUGCAGGGGUUUGCCGCCGGCGCUGCGGUUCCGCUUGCUGCCAUCAUUCCCUCUGCCAUCGCGGGACAGGUUGCCAGCAGCCAGCCCUCUGCCUUCGAUGCUUCUCAGCACAUCUCCAGACCUACGUCCGGAGCAAGUACGCCCAAUAUAUCCAGCAACGUCUCUUUGGCCCAACCGGAAUCAAGCGUGUCCUCCUCCUCCAAUGCAAUUACAUCCAUAACUCCUGUCUCCAUAUCUACUAACAGUGCUUCGCAGCCCCAGAAUGCUUCAACUCCACCUUCACUAGGACAUGGAGGCCUCACCUCAGUUUCCAGCCUGCCAAACCCUCUUCUACCUCAGACUUCAUCAAAUAGCGUUAUCUUCCCCAAUCCACUGGUUAGCAUUGCCGCAACAGCUAAUGCGUUAGAUCCUCUGUCUGCUCUCAUGAAGCAUCGCAAAGGAAAACCACCGAACGUGUCCGUGUUUGAGCCCAAGUCAAGUUCUGAGGAUCCCUUUUUUAAACAUAAAUGUCGUUUUUGUGCCAAGGUCUUUGGAAGUGACAGUGCUUUACAAAUACACCUCCGCUCGCAUACAGGGGAGAGACCUUUCAAAUGUAACAUAUGCGGAAACCGCUUUUCCACAAAGGGCAACCUGAAAGUUCAUUUUCAGAGGCACAAAGAAAAAUACCCUCAUAUUCAGAUGAACCCAUAUCCCGUUCCAGAAUACCUCGAUAAUGUGCCCACUUGCUCUGGAAUCCCCUAUGGAAUGUCACUGCCCCCGGAAAAGCCAGUCACAACGUGGUUAGAUAGCAAACCUGUUUUACCAACUGUCCCAACUUCCAUUGGGCUCCAGCUGCCUCCCACUAUACCUGGCGUAAACAGUUACGGAGAUUCUCCAAGUAUUACUCCUAUGAGCAGGUCACCCCAGAGGCCUUCUCCUGCCUCCAGCGAAUGCACUUCUUUGUCCCCGAGCCUAAACAAUUCUGAAUCAGGUAUUCCUGUGUCUGCUGAAUCGCCGCAGCCAAUUCAGAGUGGCUCCUCCCUGACUAAAGCAGAACCUGUCAGUCUGCCUCCCACAAACACGCGGCUCGGAGACCUUGCUGUAGGUGGGCAAGUUUCCACAGCUUCCACAUCUUCAAUUCCUACUGCUGUUACGGACAGCAGUGUUUCAACGAGUCUCCCAAACCCUGUGCUUCCAGUAAUGUCUGACCAGUUUAAGGCAAAGUUUCCAUUCGGUGGUCUGCUAGACUCUAUGCAAACAUCAGAAACCUCAAAACUACAACAGCUAGUAGAGAACAUUGAUAAGAAGAUGACAGAUCCAAAUCAAUGCGUCAUUUGUCACCGUGUGCUUAGUUGUCAGAGUGCUCUCAAGAUGCAUUACAGAACGCAUACAGGAGAAAGACCAUUUAAAUGCAAAAUUUGUGGACGUGCCUUUACUACAAAAGGCAAUCUGAAAACGCAUUUUGGAGUUCAUCGAGCGAAGCCACCACUUAGGGUACAGCACUCGUGUCCCAUUUGUCAGAAGAAAUUUACAAAUGCGGUUGUUCUUCAGCAGCAUAUUCGUAUGCAUAUGGGGGGGCAAAUUCCAAACACGCCACUACCAGAGGGCUUCCAAGAUGCCAUGGACUCAGAACUUUCCUACGAUGAGAAGAAUGUUGACACGCUCAGCAACUUCGAUGAUGAUAUUGAUGAGAAUUCCAUGGAAGAGGACCCAGACUUAAAGGACACAGCAAGCGACUCGUCCAAACCCCUUAUUUCUUAUUCUGGGUCAUGUCCUUCUUCACCACCUUCUGUGAUUUCCAGUAUAGCUGCUUUGGAGAAUCAAAUGAAAAUGAUUGACUCUGUCAUGAACUGUCAGCAGCUGACCAGUUUAAAAUCCAUGGAGAAUGGAUCAGGGGAAAGUGACCAUUUGAGCAAUGACUCCUCAUCGGCCGUUGGUGAUCUUGAAAGCCAGAGUGCAGGGAGCCCUGCAAUGUCAGAAUCUUCUUCCUCCAUGCAAGCUUUGUCUCCUGUAAAUAGCAAUAGUGAAAGUUUCCGAUCAAAAUCCCCAGGUCUUAGCAACCAGGAAGAACCGCAAGAAAUACAAUUAAAGACAGAAAAACCAGACAGUCCACCACCCACAACUGAAAAUGGAGGUGCGUUAGAUCUGACAUCCACCAACCCGGGAAGACCAGUCAUCAAAGAGGAGGCUCCUUUUAGCCUGCUGUUCCUGAACAGAGAACGUGGUAAGUUUAAAAGUACUGUUUGUAAUAUCUGUGGCAAGCCUUUUGCUUGUAAGAGUGCAUUGGAAAUUCACUACCGCAGCCAUACUAAAGAACGUCCAUUUAUUUGUACAGUCUGCAAUCGUGGGUGUUCCACUAUGGGUAAUUUAAAACAGCACUUACUGACGCACAAAUUAAAAGAGCUGCCUUCUCAGUUAUUUGAACCCAACUUUACUCUAGGUCCCAGCCAAAGUACUCCUAGCCUGGUCACCAGUACAGCGCCUACCAUGAUCAAAAUGGAAGUGAAUGGUCACAGCAAGCCGAUCUCUUUGGGUGAGGUCCCCUCGCUUCCAGCUGGAAUCCAGGUUCCUGCUGCACCACAGACAGUGAUGAGUCCAGGAAUCACCCCCAUGCUGGCACCCCCCCCACGCCGGACUCCCAAGCAGCACAACUGCCAGUCGUGCGGGAAGACCUUCUCCUCAGCAAGUGCACUGCAGAUACAUGAACGCACCCAUACCGGUGAAAAACCGUUUGGUUGCACAAUCUGUGGUAGAGCUUUUACCACAAAGGGGAAUCUUAAGGUUCACAUGGGAACUCAUAUGUGGAAUAACGCCCCUGCAAGACGCGGUCGCCGGCUCUCUGUGGAAAACCCUAUGGCUUUGCUCGGUGGCGAUGCUCUGAAGUUCUCUGAAAUGUUCCAGAAGGAUCUGGCAGCUCGGGCCAUGAACGUUGAUCCCAAUUUUUGGAACCAAUAUGCUGCAGCUAUCACUAAUGGACUUGCUAUGAAGAACAAUGAGAUUUCUGUCAUACAGAACGGAGGCAUUCCCCAGCUCCCAGUAAGUUUAGGCGGAGGUGCCAUCCCGCCUUUAAGUAACAUUACCAGUGGCAUGGACAAAGCUCGCACUGGCAGCAGCCCUCCCAUUGUUGGUUUGGACAAAGCAAGUUCUGAAACUGGAGCCAGUCGUCCAUUCACCAGAUUUAUUGAGGAUAAUAAAGAGAUUGGCAUAAAUUAAAAGAAUUCAUUACAAAUAACUGUUGGACCACUACUCAACACAACUUUUGUUCUGUUUCCUGUACAGCUGUUAAAGCUAAGCAUUAGUUUCCUGACCUAAAUGCAUAGGUUCCCUUUACAGUUUUACCCAUAGCAGAAAUACGUAACUUUGUGGCUGCUGAAAAGUUGUCUUGCAAGAUCUGCAUGGUACUUCUUUCAACAGUGAGUUUGACUGUUACUGAGAACUUUGAAACCUUUUAAUUUAACAGAAACAAACAAAAAAAAUCAUUGGAUAACUUCAUUAAAAACAAAAAGAGGCUAGACUACGUCCACUUUGCUUCUUACAAAACUUACUCUCAACUGAGAAAGGGGGGCUUCAUUACAGCAUUCUGCCACACUUAUUUGCUGGUUUUGUUCAAAUUAGUUAGCAACCUGGACUAUGUUUUUAGGAAUCUUAAUCUUAAAUAAGUGAUUUUAGUACCCCAAUGCUGUGUAUUAUUACAGUAUCCUUGUCUGUAGUAUUUAUAAUGUUAAGAUUAUGCGGGUAACAGACAAUAUACUAGCCCCAAACUUAAAUGAAGCUUUUGUACUGCAAAA
Messenger RNA from Tinamus guttatus (white-throated tinamou), 4639 nucleotides. NCBI's taxonomy places the organism in Eukaryota, Metazoa, Chordata, Aves, Tinamiformes, Tinamidae. The record is from RefSeq and is a predicted model, not a curated record.